This is a messenger RNA of Alligator mississippiensis (American alligator), 804 nucleotides long. RefSeq names its product intelectin-like protein. Bases 1 to 804 code for a protein of 267 amino acids. The transcript has 5 exons. Lineage: Eukaryota; Metazoa; Chordata; Crocodylia; Alligatoridae. The record is from RefSeq and is a predicted model, not a curated record. Gene Ontology annotation, molecular function: oligosaccharide binding.
AUGCCUCCUCCCACCACAGACGGGCUGUACACCCUGAGCACUGAGGAUGGCGAGAUCUACCAGACCUUCUGUGACAUGACCACACGCGGCGGCGGCUGGACCCUGGUGGCCAGCGUGCAUGAGAACAAUGCCCGUGGGAAGUGCACUGUGGGUGACCGCUGGUCCAGCCAGCAGGGGAGCAGCCCCCUCUACCCGGAGGGGGACGGGAACUGGGCCAACAACAACACCUUCGGCUCCGCCGUGGGCUCCACCAGCGACGACUACAAGAACCCUGGCUAUUACGAUCUCCAAGCUCGGGACCUGUCCGUGUGGCACGUCCCCAACAAGACACCAGUGAAAGAUUGGAGGGACAUGGCCAUCCUGAGGUACCAUACUCGGAAUGGCUUCCUGUCAUCUGAAGGUGGAAACUUGCUCCGGCUCUACGAGAAAUACCCAGUGAAAUACGGUGCUGGUAUCUGCCCUAUGAAUAAUGGCCCAGCCGUGCCUGUUGUCUAUGACUUCGGCAGCCCUGGGCAAACCGCUGCCUACUACUCCCCGAAUGGCCGAGCUGAAUUCAUCGCUGGCUUCAUCCAGUUCCGUGUGUUCAAUCAUGAGAAAGCGGCCAUGGCCCUGUGUGCAGGGAUGAAAGUCACUGGCUGUAACACUGAGCAUCACUGCAUAGGCGGUGGAGGUUUCUUCCCAGAAGGCAACCCGAGGCAGUGUGGCGACUUCCCCGCCUUCGACUGGGAUGGCUAUGGAACCCAUCAGAGCUGGAGCACGUCCCGGGAGAUGAUCGGAUCUUCUGUGCUGCUGUUCUACCGCUAA